Hermetia illucens (black soldier fly) is the source of this 1965-nucleotide messenger RNA. RefSeq names its product ice-structuring glycoprotein-like. Bases 1 to 1965 code for a protein of 654 amino acids. Gene Ontology annotation, molecular function: transcription coactivator activity. The record is from RefSeq and is a predicted model, not a curated record. Gene Ontology annotation, cellular component: RNA polymerase II transcription regulator complex. The transcript has 3 exons. NCBI's taxonomy places the organism in Eukaryota, Metazoa, Arthropoda, Insecta, Diptera, Stratiomyidae. Gene Ontology annotation, biological process: positive regulation of transcription by RNA polymerase II.
AUGAGUGACUUCUUGGAGCAACAAUUGCUGGACGCGGAAGAUUCACCAAUUUACAAAGCAUCGAUCGGACCAGCGGUAACAUACGCUAAAACAGUUGGAGUAGCAUAUGCCGAUCAAUCCCCAGCUUCAAAAUAUGCAGCCGUUGUUCCUGCCGUAUCAGGUUACGCCACAUCCAGUGGCGCUGUUUCUAACUUAAUUUCUCCGCCAGUAAUCUCUAAGACAUAUCUACCUGCUGCACCAGCUAUAGCUAAAGUAGCAUACUCCGCUGCACCGGCUGUGUCAUAUGCCGCCGCACCAGCGGCAUCAUAUGCCGCUGCACCAGCGGUAUCAUAUGCCGCUGCACCAGCUGUAGCUAAGAUCGCCUAUUCUCAAGCAGCCGAUGUAUCGCACUCUUACUUCUCCGGAGGUGCUGCCAAAGUUGCAUAUGCUGCUCCAGCUGUCGCCGUUUCUGCUGCACCUGCCAUUGCAAAGGUAGCAUAUUCAGCACCAGCGGUAACAUCGUAUUCUUCAGGAUAUGGUGUCAGUAAGCUUGCAUCGUACGCCGCUCCUGCAGUUGCAGUGACCGCCGCACCAGCCAUAGCGAAGGUAGCCUAUGCCGCUCCAGCAGUUAGCUCGUAUUCUACAGGCUAUGGUGUGAGUAAACUAGCAUCUUAUGCUGCUCCUGCCAUCUCUGUUACCGCCGCACCAGCAAUUGCAAAGGUAGCAUAUGCCGCACCAGCCGUCAGCUCGUAUUCCACAGGGUAUGGUAUCAGCAAGCUAUCCUAUGGUGGCUAUGCGUUUCCUGCUGUUACAAAGGUAGCAUAUGCAGCUCCAUCAAUAGCUUCAUACUCAUCUGGUCUUGGUUUCGCCAAGGUUGCUUCUUAUGCUGCUCCAGCAGUUAGUGUUGCCGCCGCUCCCGCCGUAGCUAAAGUCGCCACAUACGCCGCACCUGCAGUUACAUAUUCAGCAGCACCAGUCGUUUCGAAAGUAGCUUAUGCAGCUCCAGCUGUUUCAUAUGCAGCUCCAGCUGUUUCAUAUGCAGCACCAGCUGUGGCCAAAGUAGCCUAUGCUGCUCCAGCUGUUUCAUAUGCAGCCCCAGCUAUAUCCAAAGUAGCCUAUGCUACUCCUGCUGUUUCAUAUGCCGCCCCCGCUAUUUCCAAAGUAGCUUACGCUACUCCGGCUGUAUCUUAUGCCGCUCCGGCUGUUUCCAAGAUAGCUUAUGCUGCCGCAGCUGUUUCAUAUGCCGCUCCCGCUGUUUCCAAGAUUGCCUAUGCUGCCCCAGCUGUCUCAUAUGCAGCUCCAGCUGUAUCCAAAAUAGCCUAUGCUGCCCCAGCUGUUUCAUAUGCAGCUCCAGCGGUAUCCAAAAUAGCCUAUGCUGCCCCGGCUGUUUCAUAUGCAAGUCCUGCCAUUGCUAAAGUAGGUUAUGCCGCUUCAGCUGUCUCAUAUGGCGCCCCAGCCGUUUCAUAUGCCGCUCCGGCUGUAUCUAAAGUCGCUUAUGCUGCCCCAGCUCUUUCAUAUGCAGCUCCAGCUGUUUCAAAACUCGCUUACGCUGCCCCAGCAGUUUCAUAUGCAGCUCCAGCUGUUUCAAAAAUUGCUUAUGCCGCUCCAGCUGUUUCAUACGCGACUCCAGCUGUAUCCAAAAUAGCAUAUGCUGCUCCCGCUGUUUCAUAUGCCGCUCCGGCUGUUGCCAAAGUAGCCUAUGCAGCACCCGCUGUUUCAUAUGCGGCUCCAGCUGUCGCAAAGGUAGCCUAUGCCGCACCAGCCGUGUCAUACUCAACAGCUCCUGUUGUCUCUAAAGUUGCUUACUCAGCAGCGCCUGCUGUUUCCACAGCUUACGUUUCAGCACCAGCUAAAAUUGCAGUAGCUACUGCUCCAGCCCUUUCUGCAUCUUAUGUAUCUGCACCGGCUGUUUCUACCUCAUACGUUUCUGCUCCGGCUAAAGUUGGUGUCGCCGCAGCACCGAUGAUGAUUUGGACACGAUUUUAG